Messenger RNA from Boleophthalmus pectinirostris (great blue-spotted mudskipper), 1534 nucleotides. RefSeq names its product growth-regulated alpha protein-like. Gene Ontology annotation, biological process: cellular response to lipopolysaccharide; antimicrobial humoral immune response mediated by antimicrobial peptide; chemokine-mediated signaling pathway. Gene Ontology annotation, cellular component: extracellular region. Bases 9 to 542 code for a protein of 177 amino acids. The record is from RefSeq and is a predicted model, not a curated record. The transcript has 4 exons. Gene Ontology annotation, molecular function: chemokine activity; CXCR chemokine receptor binding. NCBI's taxonomy places the organism in Eukaryota, Metazoa, Chordata, Actinopteri, Gobiiformes, Gobiidae.
UUUAGUGAAUGGUGAAGUGUAGCAGAGGAAUUGUUUUACUUGGAAAUCUGGCAGAACUGCUGGAGUAUAAAGAUGAGGCUGGAGAUGUCAGGGACAUUACAAGCAACAAGUGGAGAAGAAGACAGCCAUACCACACAGAAGUCUACUUACAAGACACUCAACAGUGCAAGAUGAAGAUCCACUUUGUCUUUCUUCUCAUGUGUGCUGCAAUUUGUGCAUCACAACCAUUAAAACUACAUUGCAGAUGUGCUAAAACAGACAAAUCAGUGAAACUUAAUCUAAUAUUGUCCUAUCGGAAGACAGCCCCAACCAUUUUCUGCAACAAAAUUGAAGUCAUAGUGACCCUCAAAGACAAGAGAGAAGUGUGUAUUGAUCCCAAUGGAAAAUUCUUUCAUUUUCUUGUGGAUUUGAGGAAGAAAUUGGCCCAAACUCGAGACAAGAAAAACUCUAUUACAACAACAGCUGAACCAACUGCAUCUGUCAAAACUCUCCAGACGUCAUCGCCUUUAAUGUCAACUAAUACUACUUCAAAACAGAAAUAGCCACAGGAAAAAAGUUAUGACCUGAUUUACUUUUAUCUUUACACCAAUCAAAACAUGUCAGAGCUAGAAAUUUUGAAGUUUUGUGUUUCAAAUAUAUUUAUCUAUCACAGGUACAGGGCUUUUCUGAUUGAAGUAUUUUUUUUUUUGUAUAUUUUUGACUUCAAGUGAAUUUUGUUUUGUACAAUAUUUUUGGAUAUAAGAGAAGAUUGACAAUGUUAUUUCUUGUUUGUUGACACCUUCAGUAAAUUGUAUGUCAUUUUUGUAAUAAAUAGUAAUUAUAACAAUAAUCAAUAGUUCACUCAUUAUUUUAUUGUAUUUUAUGAGGGAAUUAUAUAGACCAGGGGUUUUCAAACUGGGUGAAUGUGAGCCUUACCCCCAAGGAAGGUUCAGAGGUUCCACCAAAGUGAUUCAUAUUCAAGCCAAUUAUGAAGUGAAGCAGAUCAGUGAUUGUCACCAUCAUGUCUUGAUCUGCCAAAAACAUUUUUAACAAUCCCUCUAGCAGACUGGGCUGAUGAUGCAGACUUUCAGAAGGCUACUAAAAUUAUGCAUUCCUGGAAAGUUGUCAAUGAUGUUGCUGAAAGGGGGUGAAGCUUAGUCAAGGUUUUAACUGUAUCCCGACAAAGAAUGAACAUCAGAAACAGUUUCUACUGCAGGUGUCAAAGAGCACAGGCACAUCUUUUGUCAUGUCAACAAUGCUACAGUCGUUGCUGGAUGGUCUAAAUAACUUUUCAUGGACUUUAUGGACUUUCUAAGCAACUUUUAUGGACUUUCUAAGCAAUUUGUAUGCAAGUUUCAGUUUAUGUUUGCAGAAUAAAAUGACAAAUUAUUCAAAUACACCUUAUUUAUUUGGUUCACUAUGUUAUAGUAUAGGCCCUAUAUUUUUCACAGGUUCACUGUUUUUAUACCAAUUGAAGUAAACUUUUGUAUGUUUUUGUCUUUGAGUGAAUUUAGUUUUGUACAAAAGUUUUGGAUAUAAAAGAAGAUUGACAAUG